Molecule: messenger RNA, 3034 nt
Organism: Seriola dumerili (greater amberjack)
Lineage: Eukaryota; Metazoa; Chordata; Actinopteri; Carangiformes; Carangidae
Gene: hdgfl3
Product: HDGF like 3
Exons: 6
Coding region: 111-737 (208 amino acids)
Biological process (GO): regulation of transcription by RNA polymerase II
Cellular component (GO): nucleus
Molecular function (GO): double-stranded DNA binding; transcription coregulator activity
Source: RefSeq, a predicted model, not a curated record
UCUUGAUAUAAAAACAUUGAUGGUCGAUAAAAUUGCCCUGUGUUGAGGGCCCCGGGGAGAACUGCUCAGGAUUAUAAAGUCACCUCAGACCUCGGUUCACAUUCAGAGACAUGGCUCGACCACGGCCGCGGGAAUACAAGGCAGGAGAUUUGGUUUUCGCUAAGAUGAAGGGAUACCCGCACUGGCCGGCGAGGAUUGAUGAGCUUCCUGAAGGAGCUGUCAAACCACCUGCCAAUAAAUACCCCAUCUUCUUCUUUGGGACCCAUGAGACUGCAUUCUUGGGCCCCAAGGAUCUUCUGCCCUACAAGGAGUACAAAGACAAAUUUGGCAAGUCCAACAAGAGGAAAGGCUUCAAUGAGGGUCUGUGGGAGAUUGAGAACAACCCCAGAGUCAAGUUCACAGGCUAUCAGGCGAUCCAGCAACAGAGUUCAUCAGAAACAGAGGAGGGUGGGAACACUGCUGACGGCAGUAGUGAGGGUGACGAGGGCGACUCUGUUGAGGAGGAAGAUGACAAGGAAAAGCUGAAGGGAGACAAGACGGGGUCCAAACGGAAAAAGACAGCCACCUCCACCAAGAAAUCCUCCAAGCUGUCAAGGAUCUCUUCUGGAGAGGACGACCUGGAGAAAGAUGGGAAAGAUGAUGACCAGAAGAGCGGCUCAGAGGGAGGAGACCCCGACAAUGACAUCAUCCAAAAUACCACCGACAGUAAGAACCAGCUGCUCAUAGAGGAACAUUAAGUGAAGAAAGCAUGAAAGGGAAAUCAUUCUUUGUAGCUCUGAUGUUGGAAAGGUGAAUCCACAACAUGAUUUCGCAUCAGCACCAUCCACUGGCCGCCAUCGCCUCUUCUUCUCUGCUGGACUCCGAAUAUGUUUGUAUGAAAGAUGCACCCAUACUGAUACUGAUCCCAGUCAUCCCGUUGAUACCGGGGUAAAACUGGGCAUUAUGUCAGUUUUUUCAGUACUUCACUUUAAUAUCUCGGGCAGUGUCAUUUAAAGCUUCUUCAAUCAUGAACUCACUAAAAUAGACAGAUUAAGUUUUUUAAUCAAUUUUAUCGAGUGACUCUGAAUCCUUGUUUAUUGUGUUAAAUAGACAUUAAGUAUAGGAUAUUUAAAGGGGCAUUAAGUACUUGAAGACUUUCAUCAUGCUCACUGAAACCAUUAGGAGCUGUGCUAACUUUAACUGUUACAUGUAGCCUUUUUCCACUAGGGUCAUACUAAUCGCCCUGUCAGAAUGAAAAUUCUUUAAAUAGUAAGUAUACCCCUUUCAGAUCCUGUGAAGUGAUGUUUAUUUGUUAAGCAAUUAGUGGGUGGUGUGGGUGGCUCCAUCUCCCCCUUUUAAGUGCUGAUAUGAAGCAAAAUCUCUUGCUUUAUUAAAAAAGUAGUGGUAAAAAAGUAAUAAGUCCAUCUUUUUCAAAAGUUACACUCAAUUCAAUUUCAUUUGAAGGAAAAAAUAUACAUAUCUGCAAGCAUUUGCGAUUUCAGCAUUCUAAUUACUACCAUAAAUGUGUUUUGUUUUAUCUUGAGAACGAGGCUGUAGCAGAAAUGCAGAAAUGUGUUUUCUGUUGGUUAACAGCAACAACAAUGAUACUGAGCUUGCAGAGAAACAUCUAUGAAUUAUGUUUAUAGCAAAGCAGCCCAGAUGGUAGCUAUUUGCCAGCUAGCUAGCCACAGCUCUGCUGCACUGCAACUGUAAUGGGGAUUGUUUAAUGUCAUUUUGCAUUUAUAUAAACAAUUCGAGUUCAGCCAUGGCCCAUCAAGAGUUAAUCUUCACAAAACAAUGUUUGAGAAGUUUUAAAGGAUGAAUAGAAACGUAUAUUAGCAAAAAAUCGGAUGCAGGUUAACCUGUGUAAAUGAAUAGAUGAAUAAAUAUAGAAGAUAUUUUUUCCAGUGACGGUCACACAACCUCUUUAUUUUAGGCUAAUACUAUAUUAGUUAAUUUAAAGAAAUCCAAACUACUAUAUUAACAAAGGAAAUGGAAUAUAUAAAAUAUAAUGUAAAACAGAAUGUUGCAGCUUUAAGUUAACAUGACAACAUGAAGACACUUAAAUAGCUAAGACAAUGAUUAGCUACUUACUGUAGUAAGGCCGACAUGUCAAAUGGUUGGCUUUAUCUUUAUUUUUUCUUAGUCUUCAUAACACACCUGUUCCAAGUAUUUUAAAUUUUAAUCACUUACUCAGCUAAAAUGUCACUGGUAUUUAUCCAUAACUCUGUUACUCCCUACAUGUUUAUGUGCUAAGGAACAGUAAAAAUGAUUACUUAUUGCCUCCUUGAAAAGUGACGUAAGGUGUUUUCACACUUAGUCCCUUUCAGUGAAUAGUCAGUAUUGUGAUUCGCUUCAAGUUUGUGCUGCAGUUCACUUAACCUGUGCAUUGUGAACACAAAUCGCUCCAGGUUCAUGUUGCCUUUUGCCAAUGUAUUUUAGCUGAAGACAAAAUGGACAGAAAACAAUUGGCCUGAACCGUGGCCGCUGGUAACAACAGCAAGAUGGUGGAUCAGGAAAUAACUACUGUACUUCUGUAGAUAUAGAACCAACACACCAAACAGCAACGGUCUACUAAAUUUAGUUUCCACACAUGUCUCCGCAUAUGUAUAAUGCUGCAAUAUCAUAACUGAUCUCAGAACAGUAGAAGCUGAGUCAAAACAGCUUAAACUCCUGCUCCCUUCUGUGCUUGACAAAUUCCAGCCUUUGUUAAUGGGACACCGUCAUGCCCAUGACAAUAACAGAAACGAUAGAUACAACACCCUACUAGUCAAGCUAGCUUCCAGAGAUAAUACCCCACUGCCACUACAAGAGGACAGUAAAUUACAUGAUGAAUGCAAACAGGUAUCAGAUCCUUUAUGGGACAGAACACUGUUUUGAGAUCAGAUGUAAAGAGGCAUAUCACUUCACUUUAGUAUCGUUCUAAUUGAUGUCUCUUUUUAGCUUUAACUGGGCUUUAACUGAGUUAAAUUGAAUACAAUAUACACUGCUUAAACAAAUUAAGGGAACACUUAAAUCAUACAUCGGAUCUUGAUGAACAAAUUAUUCAAGUUGA